This is a messenger RNA of Thalassophryne amazonica, 2481 nucleotides long. RefSeq names its product interleukin-17 receptor E (gene il17re). The transcript has 14 exons. The coding region runs from base 1 to 2067 and encodes 688 amino acids. Gene Ontology annotation, molecular function: interleukin-17 receptor activity. The record is from RefSeq and is a predicted model, not a curated record. Lineage: Eukaryota; Metazoa; Chordata; Actinopteri; Batrachoidiformes; Batrachoididae.
AUGAGAGCAACCACACGUAACCAAAACGGCCUCAUCGCGUGGGAGCUGAUAUAUGAUUGUGUCACAGCUGAAGCACAUUCUACUGUUUACGUGGUUUACAGCACAACGUUGACCAGCUGUAAUGUCAGUUACACAGUGUCAGAGCCCACUCCAGACUUUCACCUGUCUGUCAGUCGGACAUCUAAAUCUGUCAGUGUAUUUGUGGAGAGUGAAGACAAAGUUUACACCAAACUGUGUUACCAAAAAAGUACAGGGAGGUGCAUUGGCACGUCAACUUUCACCCCAGUUACUAUUGAUCCAUCUCAGUCUCGAUCAGCUGUUCUUAACAUUCCUUACUGGCUGCCCUGUGUCUGUGUACAGGUUUAUUACACCCACACGGAUGCCCGGCGUGAUACAAGGUGUCCCUUUCAGAAUGACAACAUUGUCGAUGUGGCCGAUGUUUGGCUCUCGAGCAGAAUCGAACUGUACCCAUCAAACUUGAAGUGGAUCUCUGAGUGUCCUGCCAGCACCCUAAAUGUCUCUGCUGCCCUCUGCUGGAGACAAAACGAACAACUCUGCAUAAAUAUAAACUCCACGCUGCAACAGACAGAAAACAAACAUGUCACAAUGUAUAACACAUCUGCUGUGGACAAACACCCUCAGAUGUGUGUGCAGUUUUCUCUACAAGGCAGUCAUCACAUCACCUGUCCUUUCCACUCUGAUAUGUCUUCAUGGGCUGUGCACAUUGAAAAAGGCAGGCAGGGUGUGUCUGUGUGUCUUAGCUCUUCUGUGACGGCAAACUUCUCAGCUCAGCUGUGUUUCCUGACUGAAAGAGAGUGCACACCCAAAGGACCCGUCCACUCAGUAAAAGUGGAAGCAAACACAGCUGAGACUUGGAUAAAUGUCCCUAUUCGUUUUCCUGAUCAAAAACCGUGUGUGCAGGUGUGGCAAUCAGAUCCGGCUCUUCAAGGACAUAGAAUCCUGUGUCCAGACUACACACACCAAAGAUGUGGGAUGUACAUAGUGGCGGCGUUGUUGUUUGCGAUUAUUGUUGCAUUGCUGGGAAUCUCCAUACAUGGGAUUACAAGUAUACAAAGUGCAGGUUGGAUUUAUAUACAGAAGCCAGUUUUGCUUGUGUGUUCAUCAGAGCGGUCAACCCACGUGUCUGCCGUGUGUGCUUUGGCCUCCAUCCUGCAGGGGGAGCUACGUGCCAGAGUCAGCUUGUCUCUAUGGGCUCAAAACUCACAGAAGAGUGGGAUGACUGGGAGUGGGAGUGGCUUGGCAGAUGUGGGCCCUCUUCCCUGGCUGUAUGGGCAGUGGGAAGCUGUGUGCGAGGCUCAAGGAAAGAUGCUGCUCAUCUGGAGCCCCGAAGCCAGAAGGUCAUAUGUUAAAUGGAGGGAGGAUGUUAAAUGGAGGGAGGAAAGGGCCAAAACGGGCAAGACCGAGCGAAAGAAGGAAACUGACAACAGGAAGAAAGUGAGACUGGAGGAGGUCUGGAAAGCAAGUGGAGAAAGACUGGAGAAGUGCAAAAAAGAGGGAGCUGCUGGGAAACACAAUGCUGCACAUAUGUGUGAUGGCAAGGAGUUCGACCCCAGAAACGCACACUCAUCAGUGAUAGCGCCGGUCUUUACAGCUGCUCUGGCCUGCCUAGAGGGGGUGCUACAGGGGUGCAAAGGACAAAGAGUCGCCUUCGUGUACUUUGAAGGCCUAGGCCACAGUAAGGACAUUCCGAAGGCCUUCAGAGGGGUCCCGCGGUACUGUUUGCCACAAGACCUCAAGGGCUUGAUACAGGAGCUGGCAGAGCCGAGGCAACAGACACAAACUGGUAAACCGGGUCAGCACUGCUGGCCCAGACUUUUCUCUAAAAUAUUCUCAAUAUGGCUGGCAAGACGGCUAGCACACAAACUACAAACAAUGCUGCCUGAGGCGUCGGGAAAGAAAACGCCAAAGAGGAAUUUUACAUCAUCACAGGAAAUGAUGUCAGAGAGGACAGGCAGCAGGCUCAAGUUGCCAUCGGCGGCCAAAGCAUCAACUGUACGAGAACAGGAGCCACUGUGCAGGUCACCGUACAGAGAAGGAGAGCUUUAAUCUCAGGUUUCACCUCUUUGACACAAAGGCUUUUUUAAAAUCCUAGAAACUUGAAACGGGAGAUACGAGAGUCGGUGUUCCAUUAAGAGCACUUCGCAACCAGUCACCCUGGAAGAAUGAGCCACCAAAACACACAGCGUUAACUGUCAGUUUUGUAUUUUCAUGCUCCUGACUGCAGUAUCUGACAUACAAAGAGAGAUAGUUGUGACUGAAGGUAUACUGAACACCUGCUUUAUCUCUGCAAAUAUGCUAAGCACUAUGAAAAUCUAGUUGCAAAUUACACCAGUUGUCAACACGAGUGCUGUUAAUGUGUGAAAGCGUUGUGGCAGCACAGCUGGCAAAUGGGCCGCUGUCUAACAGGAGCACGCCACUUUGCAUAUUCCUUUAGCUGCACAGGACUUAGACACCCCCUCC